Messenger RNA from Rhodofomes roseus, 1868 nucleotides. RefSeq names its product high affinity methionine permease. Bases 141 to 1805 code for a protein of 554 amino acids. Lineage: Eukaryota; Fungi; Basidiomycota; Agaricomycetes; Polyporales; Fomitopsidaceae. The record is from RefSeq and is a predicted model, not a curated record. Gene Ontology annotation, cellular component: membrane. The transcript has 21 exons. Gene Ontology annotation, biological process: amino acid transmembrane transport. Gene Ontology annotation, molecular function: L-amino acid transmembrane transporter activity.
GCGACAACCUGUCUCGAGGCUUGCUAUCUUAUCCCGGACGUCACUGUCAAAGUCGCUUCCUCGCUAUAUAAUCCCUAUCGGCGCCCAUGACUUGCGCCCGGGUCAGACGUCUUCACUGCUCCUUGCUCUAGCUGGAUAACAUGUCGCUGAGGGCAUUCAAGUCGAGGCUGGCGUCGUUCAGCGCUAGAGGACGCUCUCUGGAACCCUCGGAGGAUGCGGACGGUGUCAAAGAUGUGGACGAGAAGCUUGCUAUCAAGGACGAUGUUGGGUCGGUGGUCGAUAAGUUGGAGGAUCCGGACCUCGCGCCUGGAGAGCUCACGUACAAUGAAGCUACUGCUGGAGGAAUGGGUCGCCAUCUUGGCGUCUUCACCUGCACCAUGUUAAUCGUUGGACAUAUCAUUGGCACGGGGAUCUUCUCCACGCCGUCCUCCAUUCUCGAGUCGGUCGGAUCCGUCGGCGCUUCGAUGAUGCUCUGGGUACUCGGGUUCGCGCUCUCGUUCUGUGGACUAUUCAUCUGGCUUGAGUUCGGCACAAUGAUUCCUCGCUCCGGCGGGGAGAAGGUCUACCUGGAGGCGGCUUACAAGAGACCGAGACAUUUAGCGACCAUCAUGUUUGCGACCAAUGCCAUCUUGUUGGGCUUCACCGCAUCUAACUGUAUCGUGUUCGCGUCCAACAUUCUUGAGGCCGCGGGGGCCACCACCACUCGGUGGAAUGAACGUGGAAUUGCGAUUGGAGUCAUAGUCUUCGUGACGAUCUUGCAUGGCUUUACUCCGCAUAUUGGCAUCAUACUCAUGAACCUUCUGAGCGUCUUCAAGAUCGUCAUCCUCGUCUUCAUCGUCAUCGCAGGCUGGGUCGUGCUCUCUGGUCGCACGUCCGUCGCAGAUCCCCACGCCAACUUCCGCAAUGCCUUCGCGGGAAGCUCGCAAAGCAGCUUCGACUACGCCACCGCGACGUUCAAGGUUCUGUACGCCUACGGCGGCUGGUCGUCUGUCAACUACGUCAUGAACAACGUCCGCGACCCCGUGCGCACGCUGAAGAUUUCGGCACCGUUGGGCUUGACCAUAUGCGCCGUGCUCUACCUACUGGCGAAUGUGGCUUACUUUGCGGCGGCGACCAAGGAGGAGAUCGCGAACUCCGGAGUUACUGUGGCGUCACUGUUCUUCGCCAAAGUCUUUGGACCGACGGCGCAGAAGGCGUUGACAGUGUUUGUCGCAUUGAGCGCCCUAGGGAACGUUAUCACAGUAACGUUUUCUUCAGCUCGCGUCAAUCAGGAGCUUGCAAAGGAAGGCAUCCCGCUGCCGUUUGGUAACCGCUUCUGGGCAUCAAAUUGGCCGACUGGGAAGACACCGAUGCCAGGGUUGAUCAUCCAUCUAAUACCUUCCGUCAUCGUGAUCCUCGCACCCCCGCCUAAUAUCGCGUACCCGUUCAUCCUCGAUGUCGAAGGGUACCCGUCGCAGAUAAUCAACUUGUUCGUUGUCAUUGGUCUCUUCUGGCUGCGCUAUCGCAAACCAAAUGCCCACCGACCGUUCAAAGUAUGGUGGCCAUUGGCCGUCUUCUAUCUCGCAGCUGCGGUCUUCCUUCUCGUCGCCCCGUUCAUUCGACCUCCUGGAGGUGUUGGCGAUACGCCUCCGCUGCCGUACUACCUAUACUGCCUCGUUGGCAUCGCAAUCAUGUUUGCGGGCGUACUAUGGUGGGCAGGCUGGCGUGUAGUUCCUCGCUGGUUCGGAUAUAAGUUUGUGGCGAGGAAAGAGGCAUUGAAGGACGGGACUGUGGUUUCCCUGUUCUCUAUUCGAAAGAUAGAGUGAGGAUCCGAGGAGACGGUGGAUACCGCACUGUGUAAGUUACUACUGGAAGUUGAUGGAUUUGGU